This is a messenger RNA of Ochlerotatus camptorhynchus, 954 nucleotides long. RefSeq names its product lysozyme-like. Gene Ontology annotation, molecular function: lysozyme activity. NCBI's taxonomy places the organism in Eukaryota, Metazoa, Arthropoda, Insecta, Diptera, Culicidae. Bases 18 to 458 code for a protein of 146 amino acids. The record is from RefSeq and is a predicted model, not a curated record. The transcript is spliced from 2 exons.
AUGUAAAAGCUCCAUCAAUGAUGAAAACGAUCGCAUUUAUUAUUGCAAUUGCAGCAGUUUGUACUGCGUUUGGGGCCGUUGAAGCCAAAACAUUUACCGAAUGUGAACUGGCCAAACUUCUUCGCAGCAGGUACAACUUUGAUAAGAAUAAGGUGAACAACUUUGUCUGUAUGGCAAAAGCAGAAAGUAGUCUAACCACAAACAAGACCAAUAGGAAUAAGAAUGGAUCCACCGAUUACGGGCUAUUCCAAAUCAACAACAAUUACUGGUGUUCAUCACCGGGGCACACUUCUAAAAACAAUGAUUGCAAAGUCUCUUGUUCCGAUUUAAUGACUAACGAUAUUACUAAGGCAGUAACUUGUGCUAACAAGGUUUUUGCUCGUCAUGGAUAUUCUGCAUGGAAUGGAUGGAAAUCAAAGUGUCAAAAUGGAGUCAAAGAUCUGUCAUAUUGUAUGUAAUCCUGAAUUUACAGAGAAGAAUAAAAAUAAUUAAUACGAUUUAAUUAUCACAGUGCUGUAUACAUUUAACUAUUAAAAAGUUCAGGAAAACAUAUGUGGAUAUGGAAGAAGCUAGUAUUUAAUUCAUGAGUACAAUUAAAUCACGGAAAUGUAUCUACAGCCGAUAUACCAACUCAAAAUUGAGUCGAAUUCAAAUCAAAAUUGUAAAAAGUGCGGCAAUUGCAACGAGUGAGUAAUUUUUUACUCGAUUUUCCUCAAAAAUCUGAUCGAAUAUGAGAAAAUUCGAUGGACAUUUUACUGAGUUAAUGAGUACGCUGAUCAUUUUCCAAAAUGUGAGCUCAUUUGGUUACGAUCUCAUACUGUACUAUCCCAUUAAAGUUUAUAUGGGAAUUCUUCUUUUUGCUUUAUUAUAGAGACUUUCAGCCUCUAUUAAAUGAGAAUUACUAUGGGUAAAUUGAACUUUAUGUUCACCUCGUUCUAACCGCACUGUGCAUAG